Messenger RNA from Lampris incognitus (smalleye Pacific opah), 2236 nucleotides. It is a transcript of the gene pofut1, whose product is annotated as protein O-fucosyltransferase 1. Bases 229 to 1224 code for a protein of 331 amino acids. The record is from RefSeq and is a predicted model, not a curated record. The transcript is spliced from 7 exons. Gene Ontology annotation, biological process: protein O-linked glycosylation via fucose; regulation of Notch signaling pathway; Notch signaling pathway. Gene Ontology annotation, cellular component: endoplasmic reticulum. Gene Ontology annotation, molecular function: peptide-O-fucosyltransferase activity. NCBI's taxonomy places the organism in Eukaryota, Metazoa, Chordata, Actinopteri, Lampriformes, Lampridae.
CGUGUCCUGAGUUAUUUUAUAUCGCAAACUACACCGUGUAUGCAAACUCAUCAGCAAAAGGAAUUCUAGACAGUAAAGGACCACUCAGUCACACUAUAACUACAUGCUAUGAAGCAUUAGUUAAAUAUUAGUCACUACUGGAGUCAUCAUCUGUGAAGCAAGACAUGCACCAAGGGUCGCUUUGGAAACCAGGCAGACCACUUCCUAGGGUCCCUGGCAUUUGCUAAAAUGUUAAACCGCACUUUGGCAGUCCCUCCCUGGAUUGUGUACCGCCACCAUACACCUCCUUAUACCAAUGUCCAUGUGCCCUACAGUGAGUUUUUUCAGUUGGAAGCUCUUUCUGCGUAUCACCGUGUGGUCAGUCUCGAGGCCUUUAUGGAGCAUCUUGCUUCAAAGCACUGGCCACCUGGACAGAGGAAGGCCUACUGCUUUGAGACUGCUGCUCAAAGAAGUGUAGACAAGAAAUCCUGCCCAAUGAAGGAUGGGAAUCCAUUUGGUCCAUUCUGGGAAAAUGUUGGUGUGGAAUUUGAUGAAUCUGUCUUGUUUGGUGGCAUUUCCUUUAGUACUUACCAUAUACCACAGUGGAUAAAGAAGUUCCCACCAUCAGAACACCCUGUCUUGGCCCUACCUGGGGCUCCUGCUCAGUUCCCAGUGAUUGAGGAGCAUGUGAGCCUGCAGCGUUACAUGGUGUGGUCAAAGAACAUGGUGAAGGAGGGGGAGGAGAAGAUUGCAUCCCUGCUGCUUAGGCCAUAUGUUGGCAUUCAUCUGAGGAUUGGCAUUGACUGGCAAAAUGCCUGCAAGAUGCUGGAGAGUGGUGAAGCGGGGCCUCACUUCAUGGCAUCUCCCCAGUGUGUUGGCUACAACCGCCAGACAGCCCUUCCUCUCACAAUGACCAUGUGCCUUCCUGACCUGGCAGAGAUUCGCAGGGCCCUCAAGCUCUGGGUGAAGAAGACCUCUGCCCGCUCUGUUUAUAUUGCUACAGACUCGGAAUCCCACAGUAGAGACAUUGAAAAGCUAUUUAAGGGCAAGGUGAAGGUAGUGAGUCUAAAGCCAGACUCGGCACAACUGGACCUGUACAUUUUAGGCCAAGCUAACCACUUUAUUGGCAACUGUGUCUCCUCAUUUUCUGCCUUUGUAAAGAGAGAGCGAGAUGCCCAUGGCCGCCCAUCGUCCUUCUUUGGCAUGGACGAACCAAGGAGAGUCAAUAAGAGGGAAGAGCUCUGAGUCUGAAUGACUAUUUUUCAACUGCCACAAUGAAUGACAUGUAGAACUCUGGUGGGGGGUGACCGUUCAGAGGAGCCGCGAGAGUCUGGAGCAUAGAAAGCCAAUGGAUGUUUACUGGAGAGUAACAGCUCUGUAGUGUGCAAAGGAUUAAGGUAUCAAGCAAUCUUAGAUCCAAUUUUAGAAUGGGGUUUAAUCUGUGACGAAAGGGAAAGGGUUCAAGGAGAUAAGGUCUAGCAGGCCGGCAGUGUUGUAGAAACUGUUUUUGGGAUGUCAUGGUAAGGACACCGCUGCUAUCAAUAGACACUAUCGCUGUGGCUGUACUCUAUUUGAAAGUCUACUGACACUCAAACAGCACGUUAAAGUGUACUUUAAAGAUCUGGGUCUCUUCCUGUCUGUGUAAAUCAAAGCCAGCUUUUCCUUUCCAUCCGGAAAGUAAAGCAUUUCCUCUAACAUUUCCUCUAGCUGCAGUCAUAAUUUGUAGCCGCAACCAUGUUUUGAAUUCCUCUCAGCUUUCCAGGAGCUCAAGUCACCUGUGUGAACUCUGGAAAAAGCUGAUUGUAAUGUCAGUCAUCAUGUGCCCAGUCCACCCCUUCCCCCAACUGUUGAGAGCUCCACCUCCCUCUCCCCCUCUCAUUCUAAUCACCUUUCCCCACAUCUUCUUUGGCUUCCUGCCCGAGGAGUGCAACGUAACUGGCCCUGUGCAUGCUCUUUCUGGGCAGGAAAGAAGAGACUUGUCUUUGCCUUUGGUCUCUCAAUUUUGACCAAAGCAGUCAAAACGCCAGUGAGCCUUGAGUGUUGUGUCGACACCACUGUUCCGUCGAUACAAAGUUACCCACAAGGUUUUCCCGAACAAAGACGGAUGACAUGUUGUAUACAGAUGAACAUUGUUGAAAUGAGUAGUGAGGUAACUGGUUUAGUGUGAAAUCAGUGAUCGUGUUAAUUUUCUAGGUCGUGUGUUUGUUAUUUCCAUCACGUGUUUCUAUUAAUAAAUUGAUGCACUCUUAAGUUUUAU